Molecule: messenger RNA, 1053 nt
Organism: Suncus etruscus (white-toothed pygmy shrew)
Lineage: Eukaryota; Metazoa; Chordata; Mammalia; Eulipotyphla; Soricidae
Product: zinc finger protein 678-like
Exons: 2
Coding region: 1-753 (250 amino acids)
Biological process (GO): regulation of transcription by RNA polymerase II
Molecular function (GO): RNA polymerase II cis-regulatory region sequence-specific DNA binding; DNA-binding transcription factor activity
Source: RefSeq, a predicted model, not a curated record
AUGGAGACCUCCAAGAAAAUCCCCAGCCAAGAAAAUACCUUGGCACUCAGGGCUCGUGGACAGGCCUUGCUGCAGGUGGCCACGCUGAGGGUCCACAGAGGCAAGGUCAGAUACAAGUGUCGGGAGUGUGGCAAAUCCUUUAGUCGGUCCUCACACCUCACUGACCAUGUGAGGGUCCACACGGGGGAAAGACCCUUUGGGUGUGACCGAUGCCGGCAGACCUUCGCCCAGGUGUCAUCGCUCCGAUUGCACGCGCGAAUUCACACGGGAGAGAAGCCCUUUCCUUGCGACCAGUGCCCCAAGACCUUCCUCCGUUCCACGUCCCUCAUCGAACACCUGAGAAUCCACACAGGGGAGAGACCGUUCUGGUGCGACAAGUGUCGCAAGAGCUUCACCCGGGCCUCAGCCCUCGGCCUCCACCGGAGGAUGCAUGCUCAAGAGCAGCCUUUCAAGUGUGACAGAUGUCAGCGGACCUUCAUCCAGUCUUCGAGCCUCAUCGAGCAUAAGCGAGUCCACACGGGGGAGAAGCCUUACAAAUGCACCGUGUGCGGGAAGACCUUCACGCAGUCUUCGAGCCUCACCACGCACAGACGCAUCCACACGGGAGAGAAGCCUUUUAAGUGUGAGCUUCGCAGGAGACGCUUCAAUCACUCCUCGGCCUUUGCCAGGCAUCUGAGGGUGCACUGUGGACAGAAACCUUUCACUGAGAGAAAACAUCUGUCGAGCACUCCUGAGCCCUUAGCAAGCAAAUGACAAAGGAGGCCAGCCAGGGCGAGAGCAUAGCAGGGAGGGUGCUGGCCUGGCAGGCUGCAGACUUGGGGUCCAUCUCUGGCAUCCCGUAGGAUCCUCUGAACACCUCCAGGAGUGAGGCCUGAGUGCAGAGCCAGGAGGUUCCCUAGAGCAUUACCCGGAGUGGCCCCAAAGGGAAAUGUCCUCAGACAUUAGGCCUUGGAAUGAACACCUGGAAGUUCUAGAAUAUUCCAGAGACACUUUUGAAAAAUAUGCCAAGUUCGAGCAAGUUGUUCAAAUAAUUCAAAUUUUACUUUUUUUUUU